Poeciliopsis prolifica (blackstripe livebearer) is the source of this 3061-nucleotide messenger RNA. RefSeq names its product solute carrier family 25 member 34 (gene slc25a34). Lineage: Eukaryota; Metazoa; Chordata; Actinopteri; Cyprinodontiformes; Poeciliidae. Bases 384 to 1382 code for a protein of 332 amino acids. The transcript is spliced from 6 exons. The record is from RefSeq and is a predicted model, not a curated record.
AUGGAGCCGCAGACUGAAGUGGCUCAGAGGACAGUCAGCUCACACAGGAGAUAAGUGGACCACUGUUUUUAUCUCGGACCUGCAGGAGGAUUUUCCAUCAUCCUCGAUGUGGUGGGAAAAAGUGAAGCUUCGACCUUGGGCAUGUUGUAAACCAGCCAAAACUCAGACGUGAGAAGUGUUCACUUAAUAAUGAAUGCUUGGAUUGGAGGUGGCGGCUCCUGCGUGCGCACUCCCAGACAAGGAAGUGAAGAAGAGUGAGGACAGGGAGGGCAGCAGAGUAUCGUUCUGUAACAGACACAAACAUGCAAAGCAGACAAUAAUUCAUCCCUGCAGUUGAUAAACUGCACCCUCCUCUUCCUCUGCACUGUACGGACCACUCAGGGAUGACCAGCGCCCAGCUGCUGGAAACUUCCCCCAAAGAGUCAGCAUUCUCCCACAGGAUGGCUUCUCCUGUCGUCCCCCGCAGUGCUUUGGGGCCCCCUCCUGCCGUCUGGCCCCCUCUGGACUUUGCGCUGGGUGCUCUGGCCUGCUGCGCGGCCUGCGUGUUCACCAAUCCGCUGGAGGUCGUGAAGACGCGUCUGCAGCUUCAGGGGGAGCUCCGCGCUCGGGGGUCCUACCAGAUCCACUACAGGGGGGUCCUGCAGGCCCUCUGGGUGGUGGGCCGCACAGAUGGGCUCCGGGGCCUCCAGAAAGGGCUCUCGGCCGGGCUCCUCUACCAGGCCGUGAUGAACGGAGUGAGGCUGGGUUCUUACUCCUGCUGUGACUCUCAGGGCAUCACCGCGUUUCAUGGAGGCAGCCUGCUGUCAGGGGCCGGGGCCGGGGCCCUGGGGGCCCUCAUCGCCUCUCCUGCCUAUCUGGUAAAGACUCACCUGCAAGCUCAGACUAUGGAUGCAAUCGCUGUUGGUCACCAACAUAACCAUCUGGGUGUGUCUGAUGCCUUUGUUACCAUCUAUAGAAGAGACGGUCUGACUGGGCUGUGGAGGGGGGUGAAUGGGGCAGUCCCUCGGGUCAUGGUGGGGUCAGCAGCUCAGCUGGCGACCUUCACCUCCGCCAAGGACUGGGUGUCACAUUCUCAGUGGUCUCGUGCCGACGCUUGGCUAACGGCGCUGAUCGCUGCCUCCAUCAGUGGCGUUGCCGUGGCGAUCACCAUGACUCCGUUCGACGUGAUCAGCACGCGCCUCUACAACCAGCCGGUUGACGAGCUUCGCAAGGGCCGCCUGUACCACGGGUUCACCGACUGUUUGCUCAAAGUGUGCCAAGCCGAGGGCCUCCUUGGGCUGUAUAAAGGCAUGGGCCCCGUGUUCCUGCGGCUGACCCCGCACACGGUGCUCAGCAUGCUGUUCUGGGAUCUGAUGAGGCAACAGGCUGUCAAGGACAAAUAGAGAAACACUCUGAGCUGAAGCACAGGAGCCUCUGGGACGAGAGAGGGACUGUGUCGCCAAGCGACUCUGAAUUUCAUCCGAAACUUGACAUUUCUGCUGCUUUCUGAUUGUUUUCAACCAACGAAAGAUGAAUUCAUUCAUGAAGUGGAUGAUUGCUCAUCGGCUGGAAGGAGAGAAGUUCAGGAUAUUUGCACAAAUACUGAUGAUGAAACAUUCUGGUAGCAGAACGCCCAUUAUUAUUUGCUCCUCUAUGUUCUCAGACUAGCACCUUUUAGCAUUAGCUGCACAUCUGAUGUGGAAGACGAUCAAACUCUAUAAAACACUUAAUGAAGAGUUGAAUGAUGAAUAUAAACCCAUUGAUCAGGUUUUACAAACAAUGGCUUCUUGCUCACAGAGAAGGUUGAGUGGAAGAAAAAAAUCUCGCUAAAACACAAACUGCUUUUCAUCACAAGCACUCCUGUGUCGUAUUUUAUGUGUUUUCCUCUUGCCUUAUUGUUUAUUGUUUGUUUAUUCCUGCAAGAAGAAAGAUCCUGCAAAGCAGUGAAUCUAAUUUCCUUCAAGGUUUUUUUUUUUAUUCAAGCUUUUCAACACUGGGAACUCCAGGCCCUUUAAUUGUUGUAAGUAAUCAUAAUAAACAUUUUGUUUUGUAAAUAUUACCAAAAAUGAUUUAGAGUUUUGUCUUUUGAAUACAUCUGGGAACAAAAACCGUUUUAUUAUUGUUCCUUUCAGAUGUAAUUUCCCAGAACCUUCAGCCUCUUCCUGGCUCUUUACUGUUUAUAUUUGGUCGUUAAUCUUGAUUAUUACAUAAAGUCUGUUAACACUGACUGCGCUGUCCAACCUGAGCCAAAAGGAGGCAAAAAUAAAAAACCUAGAACAGAAAAGAAAUAGCCUUUAAUAUUCAGGUGCACCAACAGUGACAGGCAAUAAAAACAUGUUGAUUCACAAAAAGAUAAAAAAAAAUUACCAAGGACAAAAUUAUAAAAAUACUGUGCAGUUAAUCGCCUUCUGAUAAGGAUAGAUAGGAUAAUUAAAAAAUAUAUAAAGUAUGCAUGUUUGUUUGUGUAUAAAAGCAAAAAUCAAUUUACAAGACGUGAAAAUAACUGUCCAAACAUCAAAUUUGUGCUUACAGCUGAAUAAACUGAUUGAUCAGAGAUUAAAUAUAUUUUUGGUUUAGAAACAGAAACAGUAUUUUUAAAUCGUGUGCCUUUCCUCCUGCUUUCAGUUUUAUAAUUUACCUCUAAGAAUUAAACUAUAGUUAUUGUGGUUGUGACGAGAUGCUUUGUAUGAAAUGUGUAUUAAUACUUUAGUUCAAACUGGGUUGAAAAAUAAUGAGGAAGCUCUGAAAGUUCAUAAAGUUCAGGGUAAUAUCAACAAUGCAUCUGAUGGGAGGAUUUCUGGGAUAAAUUUUGAAUUAUGAAAUUAGUUUUCACCUUAUAGAUGUAAUAAAACAACAGAAAUUAAUAAUUAUUGUUAAAAAUUGUUCCUUAAGUGGAAAUAAAUGUACAAUUGCUGCUAAAAAUAAAUCAGGACACUGAUUGAAGGAAAACUUAAGAUUUUUAUUAGACACAUGACAAUAAUUAAACAUUUUAAUGAUAGGCAUCUUAUAAUGUGAAAGACAUUGUACAAAUACACAAAAUCGGUUAAAAGAUACUGUAAUAAAAUAUCAGAUAUAAAACUCA